UAAUUUCUUGAAAAUGGUUAAUAUAACAGUGGAUUUGGUACGCAAGAAAGCCGAACAUCACGACUGCUUGUUGGCCCCAUUGGAAGAGAUCGCUUUGCAUCAAGAAAAUAUCGAAAAAAUCGAAUACUUACAAGACUGGUGCCCGAAACUCAAAAUUCUUUUAAUGCAAAGUAAUUUAAUAUCCAAAAUAGAGAAUUUGAACAAAUUAAAACAUUUAACAUAUUUGAAUUUGGCACUUAAUAAUAUUGAAGUGGUAGAAAAUCUGGAUAGAUGCGAGUCGUUGCAAAAAUUGGAUCUUACUCUAAACUUUAUUGGAGAUAUCCUCAGUAUCGAAAGUCUUACGGGCAACUACAAUUUGGAAAAUUUAUAUUUGACUGGGAAUCCGUGUACGGACUACGAAAACUAUCGUGAUUUUGUUAUUGGCAUUUUACCUCAACUUAGCUCACUCGAUGGUAAAGAGAUUGAACGUUCCGAUCGCAUUAAAGCUUUGCAAAACCUACGUAUUAUAAGGUCAGAUAUAAUAUUUGAACAAAAAAACUAUAUAUCUCAAAGAAAAGCCCAAAAAAUACGCCUUGAUAGAGAGAUACAAGAUAAGUGGGAAAACCUUUAUAAGGAUAUGGAUCCAGAGGAAAGAAAUAAAAAAUUUUGGGCUGAAAAAACAGAACACGCUCCUGAAAUUAGAUAUGAAAUUGAACGUAUGAGGCAACUGAAAAUAGAAAGCUAUGAGAGUCACGAUAAAAAAGAAGAAAAGCGGCAAUAUAAACUGUUUACUGACGAUGGCAGACCUUUUAAUAUAAACCAAGCAAAGAUAGACUUCAAGUUUAGUGACGAAGAGCCUGAGAAAUAUGUUUUAGACUUAGCAGUCUAUAAGCACUUGGAUACUAGUUUACUUGAUGUUGAUAUUCAGCCUAAUUAUGUGAGAGCUAUAAUCAGAGACAAAAUAUUUCAACUUUAUCUUCCUGAAGAAGUCAAUACAACAAAUUCAAAAGCUGAAAGAUCACAAAUUACUGGUCAUUUAGUUAUAACAAUGCCAAAAGCUAAUUUUAGCAUAAAAGGCAGUGUUAAUCCAACAAAAAAUAAAACAAUGUCACAAAUGUACACUGAAAACAAUAUAAAAGACUGGCAAGUUGAACCAGCGCAAUCAAAAAGGGAACUAUUAGAAAUAGGUCCUGCCAAUAACGUACUUGAUUUCACAAAAAUGACAGAAUCAAAAUUAAAACCUGAGUAUAUAGAUCCAAGAUUAAAUCUUGAGAGUAAACAACCUUCGGCAGAAUUCGUUGACAAUCCAGAAGUUCCAGAUCUUAUUUGACUUUUAAGAUUAACACUACCUUAAAAACUUACCUUAUAUUGUAAAGGAUAUAACUACCUAACUUCAAUUUAAAAUCCUGUUUAAAUAUUCUUCAUAAGGUUCAACCUAACUUUUCUUUGAUAAACUUCAAUAGGAACAUGAUUGGUAGGAAUAUCUCCUAGCUACAAAAUAGAAGAUUAUCGUAGAAAUAAUCAAUUAAAACUAUAAAAAUAUUUAAUAAAAA
This is a messenger RNA of Pararge aegeria (speckled wood butterfly), 1532 nucleotides long. It is a transcript of the gene tilB, whose product is annotated as protein tilB. The coding region runs from base 14 to 1309 and encodes 431 amino acids. Gene Ontology annotation, biological process: outer dynein arm assembly. NCBI's taxonomy places the organism in Eukaryota, Metazoa, Arthropoda, Insecta, Lepidoptera, Nymphalidae. The transcript has a single exon. Gene Ontology annotation, cellular component: cytoplasm. The record is from RefSeq and is a predicted model, not a curated record. Gene Ontology annotation, molecular function: protein binding.